AUGGAGGAGAUCCAGAGUUUCAUCCUGGAAGCUAUCGUGGAGGAACAGGAGGGUCCCUACUCUCCAAGAUUCUACGGUAUCAACAGGAGACAAGGAGUUCUGAUCUUCACCUGUGAAAACACCAAUACCGCUGAAUGGCUUAAGGGAAAGCAUGAUUCCCUUAAGCCUUGGGAAGGGGCCAGUCUGAGGAUUGUACCAAAGGAAGAAAUUCCACGUGCAAGAAUUGCGACUGUCUAUCUUCCUAAGAGUAUACAUGAAACCACCGACAAGAUUAUGAAAGUACAAAACAAAGAGCUCUCUGUCGGAGAAUGGAACGUUCUGCGUAGAAGCGACGAGGGAAAGUCAGUACUACUUACCCUGGCAGUCGACUGCGCCACAGCAAACAAACUUGAGAAGGAGGGUCCAUAG
Molecule: messenger RNA, 408 nt
Organism: Homalodisca vitripennis (glassy-winged sharpshooter)
Lineage: Eukaryota; Metazoa; Arthropoda; Insecta; Hemiptera; Cicadellidae
Exons: 1
Coding region: 1-408 (135 amino acids)
Source: RefSeq, a predicted model, not a curated record